CAUUAACUAGUUUAAACUUGUGAGUUUUGUUUGGACUGUAAUUUGUCGAGACUCAAAUGUCUAUUGUUGCUUUUAUUCAGAUUAAGAAGAAUGGAUAUUCCUCCAACAGCUUCACCUCCACGCCUUAAAAAAACUCAAAUGAUGUAAGAUGGGAUUAUGGAGUUUUGUGUGAUGCAUGAUUUUCUGACAAGGUUAAAUGUUUGUUGUGUGGAAAAGAGUUCUCUGGUGGUAUAUUCAGAAUGAAGGAGCACAUUGGUCAUCUGAAAGGAAAUGUUGCAGCUUGUCCAAAGUCAACUAAAGGAGAUCAAGAGAAGUGUAAAAAGGCUUUAGCUGAAACUAAGAACAAGAAAAGUAUGAAGAGGAAACAUGAGGAAGCUUUGAGGGCAGAUGUUGAUAUAAGCAAGGACACUGUCAUUGAAGAACUAACAAAAGAGCUUGGAACUCUUAAAAAUCCCCACUUCCAAGGUCCUAUUGAUCAGUUUGCGAGCCCCAUUAAUCCUGAAGUGUCAAUGGCUGCAAAUACGCGACAACAAAGCCUCCAUGAUGCUAUUUCAAAGGCGAAGACACAUGCUGUCCACCAAUAUUGUGCUCGAUGGAUCUAUCAAUCAAAUAUCCCAUUUAAUGCCGUUGACAAUGAGGCUUUUUAGGUUAUUCUGUGAAGCUUUAGGGCAGUUUGGACCUGGAUGGGUACCUCCUCCACAAUAUCAGCUGAGAGAACCUUUGCUAAAUGAAGAAAAGCAAAGGACAAAAGAAAAGUUAAAGGGUCUGGAAGAGGAAUGGGACAUAGAAGGUUGCUCGGUUAUGACGAAUGUGUGGACUGAUAGAAAGAAACGAAGCGUCAUGAAUCUGUGUGUUAAUUCAAGAGGGGCUACAUGCUUCCUUUCUUCAAAGGAUGCUUCUAAAGAUGCUCACACCAGUGAAUAUAUCUUCAGCUACAUUGACAAGUGUAUUGAAGAUUUAGGGGCUAAGAAGGUUGUGCAAGUUGUCACAGAUAAUGCCACCAACAAUGUAGCAGCUGCUAGGCUUCUUAAGGAGAAGAGACCGAGAAUAUUUUGGACUACAUGUGCUGCUCAUACUGUUGAUUUGAUGCUUGAGGGAAUUUCCAAGCUGACAGUUUUUGCUAAAGUUAUAGAGCAAGCAAAAAAAUUCACUAUAUUUGUGUAUGCUCAUUAUAUAACAUUAAACAUGAUGAGAGCAUAUACGAAAAGAGAUAUUGUGAGGCCAGGAGCUACAAGGUUUGCAACAUGCUUUUUGACACUUAAUAGUCUAUUCGAAAAGAAGGCACAGCUGAGGAACAUGUUUAAUAGUAAUGAAUGGCAUGACUGCAAACAUUCAAAUACUGCAAAAAGGAAGCUAGCAUCUGAAACUGUGAUGAGUUGUUCAUUUUGGAACAAUGUUACGACUGUUUUGAAAGUAUUUAGUCCAAUGGUGAAGGUUCUGAGGCUUGCUGAUGGAGAGAAGAUUCCUUCUCUUGGUUUUAUUUACGGUGAGCUCUUAGUGGCUAAGAAUUCUAUCAAAGAAGCUACUGACCAUUUGGAGAAGAACUACCAGCCUAUUUUUAAGAUCAUUGAUGAGAAGAUGAAAGGUAUGUUGGAUUAUCCUUUGCAUAUGGCUGCUUACUUUCUCAAUCCAUUCUACUUCUACAAAGACCCCAAUAUUCAGUGUGACUUGGAGGUUAUGGACGGAUUCAUCAUGUGUGUAGAGAUAUUCUAUCAUGGUGAUUUUGAAAAGCAAGAUUUAGUUGUCAAUCAUGAAGUUAAUCUAUACAAGAACAGAAAUGGCUCUUUUGGUAGAAACUUGGCAAUGACAGACUGUGAGAAGAAGGAAAACUUUGACCCAGGUUUGUUUUUCAUUUUACUAUCUUCGUUUAAAAAGAAUAUUUUACACAAGAUGACUUUGAUUAUCUCCCAUUCAACUUGUUUAACCUCAGGGAAUUGAUGGUCGACGUAUGGAUGUGGUACACCACAUCUGUAGAAGUUAGCAACAAGGAUCCUUGCUUUGACAUCUAGUUCCUCUGGCUGUGAAAGAAACUGGAGCAGCUUUGAAGCGGUUAGUGUAUUAGUUACUUCUUUACAAUGUGUUUCUAGACUGAUUUUAUAUCUAACUAAAUGUCACUUUUGUUGUUAUAGAUACACAAAAAAAAAAAAGAAAUAGGUUAGAUGUGAAUAGGCUAAACAGUCUAGUCUAUGUCCAAUGCAAGAUUGUUUAACAAGCACAAAAAUAUCAGAGAAAACAAUGUUGAUGUCAUCUUCGAUGAUGGUAACGAAGACAUUGUUGAAGAUUGGCUUGUGGAGCAUGUAGAAAAAAUGGACAGUGAUGUUAAUUUUGUGCUUACCACCCAAGCCCCAAAAGUAAGAGAUCUGUAUGAUGAUGAUUUUGAAUCAGAAGAUGAAGAUAUUGUGGACAUGGAGUUUGAACCUGAUGUCUUCCAAAAAGAUCCUAUCUUUCAUGAUUCGCAGCCUCUUCAGCAGUAGAGUAAAACUUGAUUUUUUUGUCUGUCUUUAGCUUUUAUAACUCAGAUUUUAAUUGUCUCAUUUUUUUUAUCUUUACUUUCAGGCAAGUAUGAGGCUGUAACUUCUAACGCAUCAACUCCACUACAAGAUCGAGCCAAUAUAUUUGUUUGAUUAUUGAAGAAUAGAGGAUUGAAAGUGCAAUCCUAAAUUUCUUUUUUGGUUGUUCUCAAAAUCAAAACAAUAUAUUUUUUUUUGUCUCUUGUAAGUGGAUUAUAUUUUGUAAAUGGAUGUGAACUAAAAGAAGUACAAUUAUAUUUUGUGAUC
This is a messenger RNA of Brassica rapa (field mustard), 2777 nucleotides long. RefSeq lists its product as uncharacterized. Lineage: Eukaryota; Viridiplantae; Streptophyta; Magnoliopsida; Brassicales; Brassicaceae. The record is from RefSeq and is a predicted model, not a curated record.